Molecule: messenger RNA, 213 nt
Organism: Cinara cedri
Lineage: Eukaryota; Metazoa; Arthropoda; Insecta; Hemiptera; Aphididae
Source: the annotation of a GenBank genome assembly
AUGGGCAUGACACGCUUGGGGAGAAGACGGUUCGAUGAUAAAAAAGAUGAUGUAGAGGAAAGUUGUAUAGGAAUAAGGCGUCUGGGAAGAUCAUCAUAUUGCAGUCAAGAUUGGAGAACUGUGUUAAAUGAGAUGCAAAACUUGUGGAACCAACUAUCCAAUAGAGAAAAAUAUAAGUGGCAAUAUAUAUGUUUAGCUAUAUGGCCAGAAUAA